AUGUCUUUACAGGAAAAGCUCGACAAGAUACGCUCGCCGAAGCUUCAGAAUCAAAAACAGACUGCAAUUGUAUUGUCUGCGGUUGAAGAUACACUUAAAGAUCAAAAAACAGAAGCCACUCCAACUGGAUAUUUCGCCGCAUUAUUGGCACUCUUAAGACAGGCUUGUCCUCAAGAUGGAGAAGUUAACAAAGAUUUAACAACUUCUGUUGUAUAUUUACUCGAUAUCAUUACACCUUUUGCCCCGCAACCACUCCUCCGAUCAAAAUUUACUCAAAUUCUCACAAAUCUCGGUCCCGCCCUUAUAUUACCAGAAGCAGAUGCCCCUCUCCUCAGACCUUCGAUAGGAUGUCUCGAAUCAUUAUUACUCGCACAAGAUUCCACGGCAUGGGAAUUGGAAGUCAUGGCAAUUGGGCCCAGAAGAGCCAUUGCUGGAUUAUUAAAUUUCGCCGUGGAUCACAGACCUAAGAUCCGAAAGCGUGCGCAAGAAGCACUUGCAAAUAUUCUGAAGAAUCCUCCGCCAAGUCCUUCUCUCGAUCAUCCUGCAGCGGAUAUGUGUGCGGAAACUGCUUUGAGAAGUUUGAGCGAUUUGGCGGCCCAAUCGCAUCAAGCCAGGAAACAGAGAAAGACCAGCGCAACUGCGGAACAUGAACCAGCUUUGAUCCACGCAUUACAAUUAGUUAAGACUGUUGCAGGAGCAUCUGGAGGAUGGCCAAGUAAGAAGAUUGAGGCAUUGUGCGAGGUCUUGUUGAAUAUUUCGAAAUCGAGCAAUGAAUAUUUGGCGAUGACUUCGUUCGAAGUAUUCGAGAUGAUAUUUGAGGGUAUGGCAAACGAAACCGCGACCUCGAAGUUACCUCGACUUUUAGAAGUGAUCUCUGAAUUGAGACCUUCUCAAAACGAUUCUCAACUCUUACCUCCUUGGAUUGCUGUAUUAUCGCGGGGUUAUGAUGUUUCCGCUCAAUUGGAGCCAGAGGAGACUUUUGCACAAUUACCUGAACUUUUCACAAUGAUCUCUGGAUUCAUGUCAUCUUCAUCGCACAGCAUUCGAGUAUCUGCUUCUGAAUGUUUGAUUUCAUUAAUGGCAAAUUGCGUCCCAGACUCAGUUAUUGCAGAGCCUUCGAUUUUUGAUGAGAAAGUCCUCGAGAAGUUGGCAAAGUGUGCAAUUGAUCUCUUGAGUGUUAAGUAUCAAGCGGCUUGGAUGGAAACUUUCAAUGUCAUGGGUUCCAUGUUUGACGCUUUAAGAUGGAGAGCAGACCCAAUUUUAUCCGAAGUCGUUCGCGCAAUUGGCGAGCUCAGAGGUAGCGAGUCUUUCGCUGGCAAAAAGGAAGCGGAUGAAAUCCUUGGAAAAGCUAUCAGAGCUAUGGGGCCAGAGAGAGUUCUUAGCAUUUUACCUCUCAAUCUCAUCAAACCAAAAGCUGGACAACCUGGACGCGCCUGGAUGUUACCUAUUCUACGAGACUAUGUCAGUAACACGAAUCUUCAACAUUUCCGAACCGAACUCGAGCCAUUGAGCCAAGCAAUGCUACAAAGAGUCAGCGAUCACGGAGCUGCUGAAAAGACAAUGGAUAUCAAGAUCUUCGAAACUAUUGUCAAACAGAUCUGGGCCAUUCUUCCUGGUUAUUGCGAUUUGCCAUUGGAUCUUACUGAAGCUUUUGAUAUCAAAUUUGCGGAAAUACUCGUUAACAUUUUAUACGGACAAGUUGAUCUACGUUCAGAUAUUUGCAGAGCUCUCCAAACUUUGAUUGAGUCUAACCAAGCAAUUAUUGCCAUUGAAGGAGAAGAAGACUUGCUCCUGCAGAGCCGUGUUUCAAAGGCCGUUGCGCAAAAGAACAUUGAGCACUUAGCUACUUUCGCCAGCAAUAUGCUUUCUGUUUUGUUCAACGUCUACAAUGAAACAUUACCACAAUACAGAGGUUUCAUUUUGCAAUGUAUCAACGCAUUCCUUAGCAUCACCCCUACUCAAGAACUUAUGGAGACAUUCGAACGGGUUAGUCAGGCAUUAGGGACAUCGCUCGCUGAAGCUGGUGCUCAGACUCAAGCAGAGAAGCAAAAGCAAAGACAACAAAAUGCGGCUAACAAGAUGCCACCCACGAGUCACAGUCUCAUGGAUUUGGUAAUCACAAUCUCCAUCUACUUACCAAGAGAUAGUUUCAGCACUCUUUUCAAUAUGGCAGCUCUUAUUAUUAUCAAGGAUGAUGAUCCUCAACUUCAGAAGAAGGCUUAUAAGCUCAUUCCUCGUCUUGCUGAGUCGGAAACUGGAAAGGCCGCAUUACAAGAGCGUAGCACUGAUCUUCAGGAGCUCCUUUUGAACAGUUCCGAGAAGGUAUCCACACCAGCAAAGCGUGAUCGCCUUGCUGCUAUCUCCGUUCUUAUUCCUUUCCUCCCAGCCGACUCUCUUCACUUCAUCCCAGCUAUCCUAUCCGAGGUCGUCAUCUCAUGUAAGGAGACAAAUGAGCGUGCUCGAACUACAGCUUUUGAUCUCCUCAUUCUGAUGGGAGAGAAAAUUGCUUCAUCUUCUGGCGCCAUUAUCGACAAUAGCAAGGUAUCUCACAUGCCCGACGAUGCACCAUCUGUAACGGCAACCAUCGAGGAAUACUUUACCAUGGUCAGUGCCGGUCUUGCCGGUAGCACACCUCACAUGGUAUCUGCGUCUAUCACUGCUCUCACCCGUAUCCUGUACAACUUCCGUGAAUCUCUAUCCCCUGAAACUGUUAGCGAUCUCGUCCAAACUAUGGACCUUUUCCUCACAUCCAACAAUCGUGAAAUCGUCCGCAGUGUCCUUGGCUUUGUCAAAGUCUGUGUCAUUUCUCUGCCUUCUUCUCUUGUGCUUCCACGUCUUGAAAGUCUCAUUCCUAAUCUCAUGGUCUGGAGUCAUGAGCAUAAAGCUCAUUUCAAGGCAAAGGUUAAGCACAUUCUCGAACGUAUGAUUCGUCGCUUUGGUGUUGAGAUUGUCAACAAGUAUUGUCCAGAAGAAGACAAAAAGCUCAUUACCAAUAUCCGCAAGACUCGCGAGAGAAGAAAGAGAAACAAGGAUGCUGCCAAGGAAGCAGGCGAAGACAGUGACGAGGAGGGAACUGGUGGAAAGAGAAGAAACAGAUUCGAGAACGAAUAUGAUGAGGCUCUUCACGGAAGCGAUUCCGAAUCUUCUGGUUCUGAUGUUUCAGAUGAUGAAGUCCUCGGCAAAUCAAGAAAGAAGGGCGGCAAGAAGGCUGCUGGCGGGAACCAAUAUAUCGUGGAAGAUGAUGAUGAGCCACUUGAUUUGCUUGACCGCAAAGCACUUGGUAGUAUCUCAACCACCAAACCUGUAAAAGCGCGAACAAUUACGAGAACAAAGGCAAAGGUGGACUUGGAUGGAAAGUUGUUGCUUGGAGGUAAUGAUAGUGAUGAUGAUGAUCAAAUGGUUAUCGAUACUCCGGCAGAGGAAGAUGGUGGUGUGGGCGCUUAUGUUCAUGCAUUGAAGGGUAGAGAUGCGCCGAAGAAGGGUAGAGGUGGAAGACUUAAGUUCAGUAACAGGAAGGGACAGGAUGAGGAUGAUGAAAUGGACGUUGAUGAGGAUGAGGUGAAGGCUGUCAAGAAGAGCAUUGGUGGGGAUAGGGAGAGGGGAAGGGGUGGAAGAGGAGGUGAUAGAGGACGAGGCGGAAGGGGUGGUGGCAGAGGAGGCUUUAAUGCUGGAAGGAGAGGUUUGGGUGAGGAGAAGAGAUCAGGUGGGGGUGGUGGAGAUCGUAGUGGAAGGGUUAUGAAGAGUCCUAGGGGUAGAGGAAGAGGGAAUAGUCAUCCAAGGAGAUAA
This is a messenger RNA of Botrytis deweyae, 3786 nucleotides long. RefSeq lists its product as uncharacterized. The transcript is spliced from 2 exons. NCBI's taxonomy places the organism in Eukaryota, Fungi, Ascomycota, Leotiomycetes, Helotiales, Sclerotiniaceae. Bases 1 to 3786 code for a protein of 1261 amino acids. The record is from RefSeq and is a predicted model, not a curated record.